AUGCGCUCCGCCCGUUUCUUCGCCCGGCGCAUGGCCACUGCCGCCGGCCGUCGCACGAUGGCUUCGUCACACGGCCGUCACGGACAGGAGUAUCCGCAUGGCAUGCACUUCCACGUCAGUCCCGUGCACAAGAACUUGGCGCUCGCGUACGGCACAAUGCUCUGGCUGUGGGUCUUUUGGCGAGCGAAACAGGACGGUCUCGCUUUGUUGGGCUUCGAGCAUCCGUGGGAUCAUCACGGCCACGACUCGGCAGCGAGCCACUCGUUGGGUGACAAGAGCCACUCGGACGGUGAGGCUUUGCCCGUGACUGUGCUCAGUAGCAGCAACGACGAGAGCGAGGAGUUUGACGUCCUCGAUGACUUGCACGACGUGGAGGACGAGUAA
Molecule: messenger RNA, 384 nt
Organism: Hyaloperonospora brassicae
Lineage: Eukaryota; Oomycota; Peronosporomycetes; Peronosporales; Peronosporaceae
Source: the annotation of a GenBank genome assembly